CACAUGAUUUGGACACAAGUAAUCAAUUUGCUCUUCAAUUGUUAAUCGAGAGUCAAACUGUGACUCAAACAUAUCAAAAGUAUAUAAUACUGGCGUCAAUAUUAAGUGCAAUUAUGGCCAUAAUUUUGGUCACUCUUCUGGCGGUCCUUACUUUAAGCUCAGCUUCGCCAUUGAAGAAGGACUAUGUUGGACCUAGAUGUUUUACCGAUUCUUGCAUAUCAUCAGCGGGCUAUCUAUCGAGUUCAAUGGACUUUUCAGUGAACCCUUGCGAUGACUUCUAUCAGUUCUCGUGUGGCAAAUGGCAAGAAGACCAUCCCUUCCCCGCAAACCUCGACGGUUGGGAUUAUUUCCAAAAGCUAUUAUACUCUAUGCGAACAGACCUGAGAAAAAUAUUGGACAACACGACAACCAUUGGAAAAGAUGAGCCAAAAGCUAUGUCUAAAUUGUAUGACUUUUAUAAUGGAUGUGUCGAUGAAUCCAAACGUAAUUCAAAGGGAUAUUCAUCGUUAAUCGACAGAAUUAAAGCGAUCGGUGGCUGGCCUUCAGUGGAUCCCCAAUGGAGUGAAGAGUCGUACGACUGGGAGGAAGCGAUCGUUAAAUUAGUCAAACUUAAUGUUUUCCCUAUCAUUGACUUUCAAGUAGUAAUGGAUGCAAAAGACUCAUCACAUCCUAUGAUUGAAAUAUUUCCCAAUUUGGGACCGGAAGACACUAUAUUUAUUCCGGACAUUAAUUUUGUGCACAAAUUCCCGGAAAUUAUUCGCACAACUGAAAAGAGAGCGCUGGCCAACUAUUUCGCAAUAAUAACCAUCACAAAUCUGGGUGAACACACAACGACCAAGAUGUAUGAAUUUAUUAAUGAUGAGAAAUUAGACGCACCGGAAAUACUGCCAAACAUAUGUUACGGCUAUUUGAAGGACUUGUUGCCCGAUCUGUUGGGCCGUCUCUUUGUGGACAAAUAUUUUAGCCCCAAAUACGUGCGCGAAAUGAAUGGAUUAACACAAUUAGUUCAAAAGUCAUUUUUAAAAUCCAUUACUGAAAAUGAAUGGAUGGAUACACAGACAAAGGCAGAGGCGAUGAAAAAAGUGGAUUAUAUUAAACAUAAGGUCGCUUAUCCCGAGUGGACAAUGCGUGACCAUUUGCUUCAAGAAUAUUAUCAAUCGUAUAACGACAUAUCGAUCGACAACUACUUUACAUCGGCGGCCAAUGUUAUGGAAGCGAAGCAAAUGCAAGAUCUCUCGCAAAUUAAUAGUAAUUUUGCCGCUAAAUCAGAGCUACAAAUCAUAGAUAACUGGUCGUCAAAGAGUGCCUUCGAUGUGAACGCAUUCUACAUAUUCCAGGAAAACGCUAUU
Molecule: messenger RNA, 1349 nt
Organism: Medioppia subpectinata
Lineage: Eukaryota; Metazoa; Arthropoda; Arachnida; Sarcoptiformes; Oppiidae
Source: the annotation of a GenBank genome assembly